AUGAACCACUCGCCGCUCAAGACGGCCUUGGCCUACGAAUGCUUCCAGGACCAGGACAACUCGACGCUGGCUCUGCCGUCCGACCAGAAAAUGAAGACCGGCACGUCGGGCCGGCAGCGCGUGCAGGAGCAGGUGAUGAUGACCGUCAAGCGGCAGAAAUCCAAGUCUUCCCAGUCGUCCACCCUGAGUCACUCCAACCGAGGCUCCAUGUAUGAUGGCCUGGCCGACAACUACAACAACUACGGGAGCAGCAGCCGGAGCAGCUUCUACUCCAAGUUCCAGGCGGGGAACGGCUCGUGGGGCUACCCGAUCUACAAUGGGACCCUCCAGCGGGAGGGUGACAGCAGGCGCUUCAGCUCCUACAGCCAGAUGGAGAGCUGGGGCCGGCAGUACCCACGGGGCAGCUGCACCGCGCCGGGCGCCGGCAGCGACAUCUGCUUCAUGCAGAAGAUCAAGGCCAGCCGCAGCGAGCCUGACCUCUACUGCGACCCCCGGGGCACCCUACGCAAGGGCACGCUGGGCAGCAAGGGCCACAAGACCACCCAGAACCGCUACAGCUUCUACAGCACGUGCAGCGGCCAGAAGGCAGCCAAGAAGUGCCCGGGGCGUCCGCCCUCCUGCACCUCCAAGCAGGACCCCGUGUGCGUCCCGCCCACCUCCUGCACCAAGGACCUGUCCUUCAGCCACUCCAGGGCCAGCUCCAAGAUCUGCAGUGAGGACAUUGAGUGCAGCGGGCUGACCAUCCCCAAGGCUGUGCAGUGCCUGAGCUCCCAGGACGAGAAGUGCCAGGCCAUCGGGGCCUACUACAUCCAGCACACCUGCUUCCAGGACGAAGCUGCCAAGCAGCAGGUGUACCAGCUGGGCGGCAUCUGCAAGCUGGUGGACCUGCUCCGCAGCCCCAACCAGAACGUGCAGCAGGCCGCGGCCGGGGCUCUGCGCAACCUCGUGUUCCGCAGCACCGCCAACAAGCUGGAGACGCGGCGGCAGAACGGCAUCCGCGAGGCGGUCAGCCUCCUGAGGAGGACCGGGAGCGCAGAGAUCCAGAAGCAGCUGACCGGGCUGCUCUGGAACCUGUCCUCCACCGACGAGCUGAAGGAGGAGCUGAUCGCCGAGGCGCUGCCCGUGCUGGCUGACCGCGUCAUCGUCCCCUUCUCGGGCUGGUGCGACGGCAACAGCAACCUGCCCCGGGAGCCCGUGGACCCCGAGGUCUUCUUCAAUGCCACCGGCUGCCUGAGGAACUUGAGCUCCGCAGAUGCCGGCCGCCAGACCAUGCGCAACUACAUGGGGCUCAUCGACUCGCUCAUGGCCUACGUCCAGAACUGCGUGGCAGCCAACCGCUGUGACGACAAGUCAGUGGAGAACUGCAUGUGCGUCCUUCACAACCUCUCCUACCGCCUGGACGCCGAGGUGCCCACACGCUACCGCCAGCUGGAGUACACCGCCCGCAACGCCUACACUGAUAAGUCCUCCACCGGCUGCUUCAGCAACAAGAGCGACCGCAUGACGAACAACAACUACGACUGCCCACUUCCUGAGGAAGAGCCCAACCCCAAGGGCAGCAGCUGGCUGUACCACUCAGAUGCCAUCCGCACCUACCUGAACCUCAUGGGCAAGAGCAAGAAGGAUGCCACCCUGGAGGCCUGCGCGGGUGCCCUGCAGAACCUGACUGCCAGCAAAGGGCUGAUGUCCAGCGGCAUGAGCCAGCUGAUCGGGCUGAAGGAGAAGGGUCUGCCCCACAUCGCCCGCCUGCUGCAGUCCGGCAACUCGGAUGUGGUGCGGUCCGGAGCCUCGCUGCUGAGCAACAUGUCCCGCCACCCGGCGCUGCACAGGGUGAUGGGGACCCAAGUGUUCCCAGAGGUGACCAGACUCCUCACCAGUCACACCGGCAACACCAGCAACUCGGAGGACAUCCUGGCCUCGGCCUGCUACACCGUGAGGAACCUGAUGGCCUCCCUGCCGGGCAUGGCCAAGCAGCACUUCUCCAGCAGCAUGAUCAACAACGUCAUCAACCUGUGCCGCAGCAGCACCUCCCCCAAGGCUGCGGAGGCCGCCCGCCUCCUCCUGUCCGACAUGUGGUCCAGCAGGGAGCUGCAGGGGCUCCUCAGGCAGCAAGGUUUUGAUAGGAGCAUGCUGGGGACCUUAGCCGGGGCCAACAGCCUCAGGAACUUCACCUCCCGAUUCUGA
Molecule: messenger RNA, 2184 nt
Organism: Rangifer tarandus platyrhynchus (Svalbard reindeer)
Lineage: Eukaryota; Metazoa; Chordata; Mammalia; Artiodactyla; Cervidae
Source: the annotation of a GenBank genome assembly